AUGCUAUCAGAAUCUUCACCGUUCAUUCAAGAAUCGACGUCAACAUCACCAACAAACAUGGAAGAGCAGCGAAGUCAACCUGCCACUGAGGCAACGUUUUUGCCUGAGCCAGUUAUUUCUGGACAGAGGUCUGCAAAUCAUGGCUUGACGAGCCAAGAGCAGCCCACUUCACCAAUCGAUCUUCAAACAAUCGCAACAACUCUCCAUGGAGCAAGUAACUAUCUGAAAAAACGACCCCCGGCUAUUACAUAUGAAAUUACAGAGAUCCCGCAAGGCGCCACCCGUCAACCCAUUGCUAUUGGCGAGUCACCUUGUACACACAGUUAUUAUAACCUUAACUGGGAAAUUCCACCUAAUCAUCUAACGUUAAGCAAGAAAAUCGGUGGAGGGGCAUUUGGUCAGGUCUGGAAAGGAAAGGUGUAUGAUGUUACUGGUAUGGGUGAGCAGUCAGUUGUGGCUGUCAAGAUGCUGAGAGGUAAGCUUAAUUGUCUUACUUGUAGUAAGUGUACCGUAAGUCUUGAACCAGGCCGGGGCACUAAAAAACAUUUAUGGGUGAGAGUGCAAAUAUGAGACAUUAUUACAAUUUUCUUACUACUAAGUACAUAGUAAACACAUGUAAAAUAAAGAUUAAAUUCCCUGCGCAGCGUAGCUACUUAAUGUUAACUUGAAAAUUGUAAAGUCGACGCUGUUCAUAGAGUCUUAACCGAUGUUUCGGCAAUGCCUCCUUCUUCAGGGUAUAAGACUAAAUACCGUACCGUUAAAGAGUUCGUUAACGGUAUUUAGUCUUGUACCCUGAAGAAGGCAGCUCUGUCGAAACGAAGGUUAAGACUCUUUUGAACAGCGUCGACUUUAUAAUUUUCAAAUUAACAGUAAACACAUGUAGCCUAGUCUGGACCAGGGAAAUACUAGUUGUCGUAAAACAUACCUCAUGAGAUAUGACUUCGGUUCACUCAUGAUUUCGAGUGUGAUAGAUUCGUUAUUUAGCAGCUCGGAACCCAAUCUAAACCAAUAGAGACGGAAAGUAUCCCCACUGACUUUAACCAUUUACUUCCACUCAUGCCCCUUGCUUCAGGAUCACAGUCAGAAUAUGGUCAACCAUGGUUUAACCAUAGAUGAUCUAUGGUCAGCUAGCAUGGUUUAACAUUUUUUUCUUAUUUAUUUAUUUCUGGAAAAACCAUGGUUUAACAUGGUCCGGCGGUGAUGUAACCAUGGUCAACAAUGAACGUUAAAUGACACAAAUUUGACCAUGGUCGACUAUGGUCAAAAUUACGAAUUUUGCGACAGUGUUCAACCAUGUACACAAUUGUCAUGGACACAAUGACCACGUUUAACAAUGGUCAAUUGUGGUCUUACAUUGAAAUGGAGGGAACAGCAAACAAUAACAUACUAAAACCUAUUAACCAAGACCUGCUAAACUUCGUGGCAUUUCCAUGGCAACACUUUUUUCCACAGGAAUUUUCCCAAAGAUAACUUUGAAGCUAAUAUUAAAAUCUUAUGAGUUUAAAAAUGCUUGUAGAAUUGUGUUCAAAACAAAAAAAAUCUUUUUAGCAUUUUUCUAGUUAGGGAUUUUACAGUAGUUUUCUCCCCCAUUUGGGUACGCCAAUGUGACGGGUCGAAGACAGCGACUAUUGGAGUUAUAACUUUAUUUCACGUACAUUAACCAACGUCAUGAACUCACUUAAAGAGCCUUAAAGUGGUCCUAUCACUAUGGUUCGGACAAUCACCUAAAUAUCUAUUUGUAAUAAAUGAAAACUCACAAAAAUUGUUCCAGUUUUGUUAAGUACUACCUUAAGUAUGUUCGGAAGCUUCUCUUGGUGUCUAUCGGCAGCGCAUGACGUUUUGUUUGCUUUGUCUGUAAAAAGGCGGUAGAUUUUGCAUUAAAGAUCGUUUUUUAUCUGUCAUAGACAAUUUUUCCAAGUCAGACCUCAAGGACCUUUCGACUGAACUGGAACUGCUGAAGAAACUUAAACCUCAUCCAAACGUCAUACAGUUGCUGGGCUGUGUUACUAAAAAUGAGGUUAGAUGCAAAGGAAGGAGGGACUUAAGUAAGUUGAAUACCCGCGUGUAAGAACCUAAUGUUUAAUGAACCUCCUGAAAUUUUACAGACUUUUGCGGUUUGGUUUGAAAACUAACGGUGGGGGGCAAGGUCAUGCCCCCCACCGUUAGUUUUCAACAAAUCCCUAUCAAGCUUGGCAGCGUCUUUUGAGGUAAGGUAAGCGACAUAGUAACUGUUACAAUAGUCAUGCCUGCUUGUUAUGAACGCGUGAAAGGCCUAUGAUUUGUGUACGUUCUUGAGAUAAAAAUGUCCUAAACUGAAUGUUGCGCUUCCAGGGCUCAAAAUAACGGCCGGUCGACGGACAAUGUCCGGCCAAGAUGACCAUUUGUCCGGACAAACUUCUAGUUGGCCGGUCAUUGUGACCGGUCAAGUGCAUGGCUUUCAAAUAAAUAACUGGAAAAAUAAAUUCAUCCACAUUAAUUCAUUCACAAUUAAAUCGUAAAAAAAAUAUUUUAGCUGCUUGCAGUUAUAAAUUCGGAGAAUAGUGAUGAGAAGGUCCCGGUUUGCGGCUUUGUGAAUGCCAACUAGCGGUUUGCUAGUCUUUAACAUUUUGACCGGUCGGAAACGAGCCAAAAACCGAGCUAAGAUUUGAUGACCGUCCAACUGUCCAAAAAUUAUUUUGAACCCUGCGCUCCACACAUUAACACUACAAAAGUAUUUUACUUUUCGAUGGAGAGAAUCGACAGUCAGAAACACAUACGUUUCACCUAACUUAUUGAAGUGAAAAUUUCCAAGUAAAAGAAAAGAGAUUUUGCUUAAAUUUUAGUUUGGCGCCUAACUCUAUUUUGUCUUUUUACAGGGCCACCUUUUGUCGUCUUAGAGUUUGCUCCUUAUGGCGAUCUACGAGGAUAUCUAAAGAAAAGAAGGGGAGAAAAUGAUGAUUACUAUAAUUUAAAAAUAAAGGAAGACCCACAGAAGCUAACGAAGCAAUUGCUUUACCAAUUUGCCGCCGACAUUGCUCGUGGAAUGGAAUACAUCGCUGAUCACCAGGUGAGUUGGUAUGUGUAAUCACGAUACCCGCCAACUUUGCACGUGCUUUAGGACUGAUGGGAUAAAGGUAAUGUCACGUGGUUUUAAGUGAUAAAAUUUACCAAUUCAAAUUAAGAAAACGCGGUCGAGUAUAUUUAUUCUAGACAAAAGAAAAUGAAGAACUUUUAAUCUUAAAGACGAGAGUGCAAGUGAUGGGUAGAAGUGAUCAUUGUUUAUUUUUUUUCGUAAUUUGUCACCCAUGAUUAAUAUGAUAAUUCAAAAUCAAUGGCAGACUUACUUAACAGUAUAAAAUGUUAGGUAUUUGUACGAGGUAUGGUUAGGCUAAAAAACACAAAACGAAAAGGGGAAAGAGUGAAAGAGCUGGAAGCAAAGGAAUGCUAUCAGUUUUAAUAGAGAGAAAAGUGGCGAUAAUUGUUGCAUUUUAAUUUCAUCACUUAGAGAAUUAAAGAAUUUAGGACCUUGGUACAAGAAAUGAAAACGUUCUUACUUUAUUCCUGCAAUGGGGUGAAUACAUGGUGUGUGUGUGUGUUGGGGGGGGGGGGGGGGGGCCAACAAACAAAAACCAAACCUUUUUUCGGAAUUUUUCCCCGAAAUUAAUUUUUCCACCCUCUCUUUUUAUAUCCCAAAAACAAAAUUUUUUUACCCCCUUACAAUGGUAAUAUCUCUUUUUUUUUAUAACUUACAACCAGAUAAAGGUAACAGAAUAGAAUAAGAUCUUGCGGCGACACAAAAAACAAUGAUCCUUAUUUUCAAGCGGGGAGGUGAGAAGGGGCGGGGUUGGUGUUUGGGGGGGGGGGGGGCGGGGCCACACAUCACAAAACCAGAACGUUUUCUCGAAUUUUUCACGCGAAUUGAUCUGUCAGCCCUGCCUUUUUACUGACCGAAACGACAGAUUUUCGUACCCUCUCACAUGUGAGAUCUCCAUUCUUUCAUAUACCUGAAGCCUGAAGAAGUUACCUCCUUCGGGCGCAGGCUACCAGUAUAGCUAUAAGAAUGCAAGUAGUGUGACACUAAAAACAUAUCAGGAAGUAAGCCAGAUUUGUAUAGAUGCAUAAAUUUUCCUAUAGGGAGAAGGUUCCUUAAAACACUCUUUAGAGCAAGAUCAAGUGUUUACCUUUUUUGUAUCUUGGCUUGAAUGUAAUGAAAUUAGAUUUUUAAAUAUUUUUAGAUUAUUUGUUAAAAAAAAAAAGCUGUCUUUUUCAGUUCGAAAAUCACAACUUCCAUAUGCUGGGAUGCGUCAGAAUGCAAAUAGAAGAUAUUAAUGCCAUCGGUAAAUGAUAUCAACUGCAAAACCUUUGGUUAUAAUAUAGAUCAUUUAUAUAUACCGAAAAUAACAGAGGACCCAAUAUGGAGCCCUGAAGAACUCCAUAAGUAAUAUCUGACGGCAAACAGUUGUAACCAUUAUACGGCACAAAAUUGUUCUCGACAAGUAUGAUAGCUUUUAAACCAUAGCAAUGCAACAUCACUUACUCCAUAAUGUUCUAAUUUCUGAAGCAAAAUUUACUGAUUUACUGUAUUAAAAUCCUUUGAUAGGUCAAUGAAUAGGCCUUAAGUGACCUUCUUAUUAUACAUCAAGUGCGUCAGAGAUCUUAUCAUACUACUAGAUUUAAGAAUGUGUGAAUUUUCUGGGUCCAUAUUGAUUCCGGGAGAGGAGAACUCAUAUUUAUUUUUAAAAUUUAUCCGGCGGUUGUAGACGAUUCUUUCUAGGAAUUUGGAGAAAACCGGUAAAACUGAUACAGGUCUAUCAAUUUAUAAACAGAGUUAUCACCUGAGUUAAGCAAAGAAACUACUCGCACAAUUUUCAUUUGGUGGGGUACUCCAAUAAUGUAAUUAGAGACAAGUCAAUUAAAAUAGUACGUUGCCAGUGGUGCGCAGAUUAUAAAACUUUGGUUCAAUAAAGAACGAUGAGAUUUAUCACAGGCCGGAAUUGAUUUAGUUAAGUUAGGCCCAAUAUUUGUAAAAUACUCACAAAAAUGGUUUCCUUUAUGAGUAGGAUUAAUAUUUCUUUAAUGGUAGUUUUGAAGAACGAAGUUAAAGAACACUUACUUUUCUUGUUGUUAAUAAGUUCGUUGAGUAAUUUCCAAAUAGAUUUCGCAUUUGAUUCAUUUCCAUCUAAUUUUUGUUAUUGCAAUAUGACAUUAAGCAGCGCGAAUGGAAUGGGUCAGUUUGUUUUUAUAGUUGUUCACGAUAUGAAGUUGUGUUUAAUUACUGUGAAACGCUUUUAUAUAUUUUUUUUUUCUUACGGAUUUAAGAAUACCUCUAUUUAUCAAGGGUUUGCUCGAAGUAAUAUUCUUAUUGCGCUUUUCACAAACAUGCGUAUUCUGAAGUUCAAAAGCCAACUGACGAUUGCGUUUUUCACUGCCGUCAAUCAUCUUAUCGGACCUCUUAGGAAACAAAACUUUACUUUAACAGGUUCAAAAGGUCGUGGUUUCUGAUUUGUGAUUGGUGGAUUUCGAUCCGUUUUGUGUGUUUCUAUGUUUCAAGGUUCGUUGCUUGUUAUCGUAAUUAUGAUUGGCGGCAGCGAAAAACGCAAUUGUGAAGGCGGCUUUUGAACUUUAGAGUUCGCAUGUUUGUGAAAAGCGGAGUAACAUUCACGUUUUUUAGAGAAAAGCAUGGUAGUAUAUUUGUGAAAGAAACUCCUUCAGUUAUAUUUUUCUCUUUCGGGCCCGAAACAUUGACUACACAUUCAUCAGUGCAUGAAAAAACUAGGUGGGAUUGGGUCGAGCUCUCGCCAUGUGAGGACAUGUUUCUUCUCGCUCCCGAAUAACGUUGAAUAUUUUGGGCUUUUUUUCUAUACUUGGGAGACCUUCUUUACAGCACUAAAAGGAAAACUAGAACUAGCGACUUCGACCAAGAAGCAAAAUCACCACUGAGGAGCGAAGAGAGUUUGCAACGAAGACAUCAUCGCUGAUGAGAUACUAGAAGACGCCAUUUUAACUGACGACUGUGAAGCCCUUGAAGUAACGAGCAAUAUGGAUACAUUAAUAAACAAUUGAAGCUCAUUUUAUCCAAACUUGAAGGUUUAGAAACCAAACUAGAAACAGUAAUUGAAACAAUUAACCAGUUAAAAUCGACGGUUAACAAGCCUGAGAGCGCAGUUGAAAAAGUUGAAGAUGCCAAGCAGUUCAAAAAGUAUGUCACUACGAUGGAUAAAGAAGUAUCUUUUCUGAAUAGUGACGUUGAAGAAUUGAAAAGUGAAGAAAAAGAGCGAUUGAAGAGAAUUCUAGACUCCCACUGAGCGCCUGUUGUUUAUAAAACCGCUAGCAUUGUACUUACAUUGCCAUCGGAUUACAGGAAAAUAACAAUGCAUUCCAAGAAAGUUUGUUGUGGGCCAAUUAGCAGCUCGUAAAGAAAAAAAACCGUAAGUUACUCGAAGCUUAAAGAUUAAUUUCAAUAGCAAACGUUUUCCAGGAAACCAGUUCUAUUCGAAACUUUGCAUACAACACAGAGAAGACAUAUUUCCUUGACAUAAGCUGCUAUUUUGUCAUUAGGUUGUAAUUGGUUGAUUUCUAUCCAUGUUGUUUAUUUCGUCAGGUGGUAAUUAUGAUUGACAACUAACUUUCUCGGAAUAUGUUGUUAUUUUCCUGUAAUCCGAUUGCAGUUGAAACAGAUCCACCGGGGCCAAUACCAUCAGCGUGACAUUAUCACCAAUUACGUGUCGACAAGCAUCUUUACUGUUGAAAGAAUGAAUCGUCAUGAUUCGUAGCAAGAAGAAAAAAAAGGAAAAAAUCCCCAUUCCAUUUUUUUCUUUUUGUCGUUGUUGUUCUUACCCUUUUUUGUUUUUCUUUUAUGUUAUGUUGAAUUGUAUAAUUUAUUUAAUUAGUAAUUAUUCUUAUAAAACAUUGUAAAACUUGUUUCUAAAUCAUUAAAAACUAUUUUUUAAAAAUGUAAAAUCUAGGUCAGGUCAACAUUUAAAUUGACACUCGUCAGCUAAAUGUAAACUUACACGUCCUACACCGGUCCUAUCUUUACGAGGUAUGUCGAUGAAAUUAUGAUUUGAAAUAUUGGCAUGAUUCUAGAAGCCAGGUCUUAAUAACACUACUAAACUAACUCUGAAAAGAAUUAGCAUCAGGAUCAUGAUUGCUACAAAGGCUAAAAUUUCAGGUAAUAAAGGAACCUGAGGCUAGCUAAUCUAUCGAGAUCCUAACGUAAAGCUCCAUUUAACUGCUCAAACAUUGAACGUCUUCUUCGUUUAAAUGAAUAAAUGUUAAUCCAUUAAUGUGUCAAAAAGCACGUAUAAGUCGGUACAAAUACUUAACCAUUUGGAAAUGUUUAUCACGAGUGGUAAAGCGAUCUAAGAUAAAAUAUGCUAAAGUUCAACGCGCCUCCGAGGUCCUAGCCGUCAACUCCCUAGGGUUAAUACCCAGCGUUUUAAAAAUAGUUUUUUUAAUAGGCUGUCUUUCAAAUAUAGAGUAGCUAUUUAAUGUAAUGAGAAUCUUGAAUGUUAAAUUCAAUGCUUCUACUUGGAAUUUUUAAGGCCUUUUAAUUCUUCCUGCUGCUUUUAAAGUAAAUGUUCUUGGUUUUUAGCAUGUAUUUUUGCUUAAAAACAAUAAAGACCUUUCUUCUUCUUCUUCUUCUUCAUCUUCUUCUUCUUCUUCUUCUUCUUCUUCUUCUUCUUCUUCUUCUUAUUAUUAUUAUUAUUAUUAUUAUUAUCAUUAUCAUUAUCAUUAUCAUUAUCAUUAUUAUUAUUAUUAUUAUUAUUAUUAUUAAUUUUCCUUCCUCCUUGGCUUCCUUGAGUUUCUCCACGUAAGACUCUUUUUUUCAGUGUAACUUGAGAAAGGUCUUCACAAAUAGGAGGCCCUCUGGCUUUUCUUUUAUUGCUUUCUAGAGAACAGCUUCCUAUUGUUUCCAGUCACAAGGUCGGCAAACAGUUACUCUCGGCUUUGGAUGAGCUUGGUGUUGAAUUCCACCCGUCUACUCUUUAUACGCUAUAAAACUCGGUGUGCUCGCUCGAUUAAACUUUAAAACUAACCAUAUCCUUGAUCUCUGACUUUCGAUUCAACCACUUCGCACGUCCCGCAAGCCGACUCUUGUAUUCCAGACACUGCUGUAGUUUCGUCCGCUUUGGUUCUCGAGGUACUCUAUUUUUUUAUUUUCCUGAAGACCCAUGGCAGUUUUGAUUUCAUCCAUAUCUUUCUCAGCGCCCUGGAGUUGCGAUUUUGAGGACGAUAAAUCCCCCUCGUCUUUUUUUAUUGUGUGUGUGUAUUCAAGACUUGCUUUGAAAGUCGCGACAGAGUUCGCCAACUUGUCAACCUUUGCAUUGAUAGUGGAGAUAACAGAAUCGAAGAGCAGUUUAAGUAUGGACUCUUGAACAUGGAACAUUUGUUUAAGUGUUGCAUUGGAGACAAGGGCUCCUUUAGUUUAUUUUUAGAGAUUCCAGAGUUUAUUAUUGUCUCCUUCAUCUUUCAGAGUUUCUGGCUGGUAAGUCAAUUUGAUAAUUUAUCUGGAGUCUGGUGAUGACAGGGCUCAAAGGGGCGAAAACAAUAGUGAAGUAUGCACCCCAGUUUGUUGUUACUCAAAUGAAAAAUAACAGGCGUUUCUUGUUUUGAUUUCCUGACAGUUUAUCCACCGAGAUUUAGCUGCCCGGAACGUAUUAAUUGGUGAUAACCUGCGAUGCAAGAUCACUGACUUUGGAAUGGCAAGGGACCUGGGAAGCUCUGAAAUUUAUGUCAAGAAAUCCAAU
Messenger RNA from Porites evermanni, 8729 nucleotides. Lineage: Eukaryota; Metazoa; Cnidaria; Anthozoa; Scleractinia; Poritidae. The record is from the annotation of a GenBank genome assembly.